AUUAUAUCUUUGGGGUAAAUGGGUAAUAUACACCUUAUCCUGACAAGGGUGAGACUGUUACUAUGGAAACUAUCAACAAAACAAACCUCAAUAGUAUUUUGGCGUUAAAUAUUAUACAAAGAGUCAAUACAAAUAUGAAAUCAUGUCGGUGCACGUAGUUUAUAGUAGAUCAUUCGGAAUCAAGUACAAAGCUUCUAUUUGUUCUAAGGCAUUUAUUUUAUAUGUCGUUAUAACGUUAUUAACUUUUAUUUUGCCGUUGUUAUUUUGCUAUCGAAGCAGUGGACUAUGGAUUAAGUACGAGAAAUACAGAGAACAGCCUAUGGUACAAUUUAAGUUGCAGUAUUUGUUAUACGCUGAAACGUCUGAUCCCACGUCUCCGUUGAUUUGCGGGAAUUUUCCGCGGACAUUAAAAACUACGGGGUUUUGUUCUACGAUCAAGGUUAUAGAAGAAGACAUUAAUAUUGAUGGGAAAAAAGAAUUUUUGGAUUUAGAGUUAUAUUUGACUGUGAAUGAAACAUUAGAUGUUCAUUCUAUAACUUUAUUGUUAAUAUUUGAUUUCAAAAUACAAGAUUUGUGUUUACUUGAAAUGGAAUCUAUGGCAGUUAUUACUUACAGUUCUGGAUUGCCAGGCGGUAGACUGGACGUAUUUGGUGAUUUAAAUUUGAUACAAAAAACACCUUUAGUAUGCACAUCGAGGAAACCUAUUCGUAUGAAUAGACCUAUAUUGUUAUUUGGAUCUCCUGACUGGCUGGUUAACAUAUAUGAAGAAUACUCAAAACGAAUUCUUUCUACUAAAUUGGAUAACGUUUUAGUAAAGUGGACAAGAGGUCGACCUUAUAAACAACCAUUUUUGAUUAAAACUAAAAUAAACUAUGACUCAGUAGAAAUUUUAUACAAACCAAAGUUUUGGCAAGUAAUGAAGUGGGCAUGGAUACAAUAUUUUUCAAUACUUGUGUUGUCAGUUUUUAUAUUUAAAAAAGUUAAGCGAUUUUUAUUUACAAAUCAUAUAGUUACUACAAAAAUAGAACGUUCAACUUAGAAUAAUUUUUUUAACAGUUAUAUUACCUAUUAUUUUAAUUAAUUAAUUGUAUUUUGAUUAUUUUUAUAAAACGAUUGUAAAAUUAUUUUUUUUUGCGUAUUAUAAUUUAGUAUAAUAAUUGACUGCUACUUGCUAGUUUUUAAUUUAUAAUCUAUGUUUAAUUUAAAGUUAAGACGACGUAUUAAUGUAUACUGUUUACAAGCAUUUGUAGUGGUUCCCAAACUUUUUUUGUUCAUGUCAUCACCCUAAAAAUAAAUAUUUGUCCCAUAGAAUCAAAAACUAAAAUGAAAUAGUUCAAAGCUUUUUUAGUUUUAUAUUUUUUCUAUAAUGAUCAAACAUAAUAGUGAAAAAACGAAAAAGAUAAAUUAAAAUUCAUUUAUAAUUGUAGACUGUACAUAGUAUGAUGAGUUUAUUAUAAAUAAUAAGUAGUAAUAUAACAUGAACAGUAAAUUGUA
Rhopalosiphum padi (bird cherry-oat aphid) is the source of this 1494-nucleotide messenger RNA. RefSeq names its product transmembrane protein 231-like. Gene Ontology annotation, biological process: regulation of protein localization; cilium assembly. The transcript has 5 exons. Bases 143 to 1039 code for a protein of 298 amino acids. Gene Ontology annotation, cellular component: ciliary transition zone; ciliary membrane. Lineage: Eukaryota; Metazoa; Arthropoda; Insecta; Hemiptera; Aphididae. The record is from RefSeq and is a predicted model, not a curated record.